Messenger RNA from Ambispora leptoticha, 744 nucleotides. The record is from the annotation of a GenBank genome assembly. NCBI's taxonomy places the organism in Eukaryota, Fungi, Glomeromycota, Glomeromycetes, Archaeosporales, Ambisporaceae.
AUGGCUAUUGUUCAAGACAUCGGUUACGGAUAUAGCAAUUUUCUUUACAUGAUAAUAUCAAUAGCAACGUAUCUUGAAGUCGCCCGUAGAAUACAUGUGAAUUUUGGUCGAUAUGAUUAUAGACUUUUUCUGAUGAUGACUGUGUUAACAUUCCUAAGUGUUUUUCCAAAAGUCAUGCUCACGACUUAUGGACCACAUCUCUAUUGGUGUGCAGAAAAAAAUUCUUUAACAAAUUUCCUGUCAAUCAUGAUCACAGUUGGCAUCCCAAUAUUGACCACAAUAAUUUGUUUCAUUCGUAUUCGUAUCUCCUUAGCAAAAAGGCGCUUUAUUCGUCUUAACAAUGCUGAUUUAGUAGGAGAUCGCACGGUGAAAACGGAAGAAGAGAUUAUAAUUGGAAAAGUUGCAAGAUAUGUUUUGGUUUUUGUGCUUCAAUAUAUUCCGAUGCUUGUAUUUGCUAUUUUGGUAUUUAUUCGUAGAAGUCAUCAAACUCAAACAUGGAGCUAUGUCUUACUAAUAUUUGGAUUUAGUUGUGGCGGAAUUGGCAAUGCCAUAAAUUUUAUUCUGAGCGAACGACUAAAAACAACCGAAGUGAAAAUAACAGAUCCUGAUUUUUCAUUAGAGAUCUUAUCCAUCAAAACAUCACCGCCACCUGAUAUUAGCAGUCCCGCUCUAAUUCGGCUCAAACAUGAAUCCAUCCUGGAAAUCGAUCAAGAUAUAGCAGGAUUUCCUACAAACUUACGAUGA